This is a messenger RNA of Urocitellus parryii (Arctic ground squirrel), 1257 nucleotides long. RefSeq names its product ankyrin repeat and sterile alpha motif domain containing 4B (gene Anks4b). Gene Ontology annotation, biological process: brush border assembly. The record is from RefSeq and is a predicted model, not a curated record. Gene Ontology annotation, molecular function: protein binding. NCBI's taxonomy places the organism in Eukaryota, Metazoa, Chordata, Mammalia, Rodentia, Sciuridae.
AUGUCCACUCGCUACCACCAAGCUGCUAGUGAUAGCUACCUGGAACUUCUGAAGGAGGCUACCAAGCGAGAUCUGAAUCUUUCUGAUGAAGAUGGAAUGACUCCCACUCUCCUGGCAGCCUACCACGGGAACUUGGAAGCCUUAGAAAUAAUCUGCAGCAGAGGAGGGGACCCCGAUAAAUGUGACAUCUGGGGAAAUACUCCUCUACAUUACGCAGCGUCCAAUGGCUAUGCCCACUGUGUCUCAUUCCUGAUCAACUUUGGUGCCAACAUCUUUGCCCUGGAUAAUGACUUACAGUCUCCAUUGGAUGCUGCUGCCAGCMGGGAUCAGAAUGAAUGUGUUGCUCUCCUGGAUAAGGCUGCCACUGCCCAGAACACCAUGAACCCCAAGAAGGUCUCCAGGCUGAAGGAGCAGGCUCAGAAAAAUGCCAAGAGGCAGAUCAAAGAGUGUGAAAGGCUCCAGGAGAAACACCAAAAUAAGAUGGCCCGCACCUACAACAAGGAGGAAUCAGGGACUCUUUCUUCUUCCAAGGGUACCUUCUCCAGGUCAUCCAUCUCAAGUGCUUCAGCUUCCAGUACAUUUGGGUCCUUGUCUAAGGGCAUUAAAGAUACCUUCAAGAUGAAGUUCAAGAAGAACAAAGACACAGCAGAGCCCAYAGGGAAGGAGGGUAGAAGUGGGCAGAGGAACGUGAUGGAAGUGUUCAGAGAAGAGGACGAAGAUUCAUUUUCCGGGGGCUUCAAAGAGAAGCUCCAGUUCCCAGCAGAGGAGGACGAUGAUGAGCAACAUGAAUCCAUUCUCAACCGUCCAGGUCUAGGGAAUAUUGUUUUUCAAAAGAACAGAGUAUGGAGCCCCGAAGACAUCUCAAACAGCAAGAGGGAGUCGGAAUUUCAAAUGCCCAGUGACUUGCUCCAAAGAGCAGCCGAGGCUGAUGAAGCUGAGGCRGGUGAAGAGGGAGAAGCGGGUGAAAAUGGCCUUGGGUCACCUGAGCUGCCUUGGGAUGAGGAUGAAGUAGAGUGGGAGGAAGAAGCAGUGGAUGCGACUCCCCUAGAAGUGUUCUUGCAGUCCCACCACCUGGGAGAGUUCCUUCCCAUUUUCACGAGAGAGCAGAUUGAUCUAGAAGCUCUGAUGCUUUGCUCYGACGAGGACCUUCAGAACAUACAAAUGCAGCUGGGUCCUAGGAAGAAAGUUCUUAAUGCCAUAAACAGAAGGAUGCAGGUGGUCCAACAACCUGGCCCGCUGGUGGACACCAGCCUCUGA